Molecule: messenger RNA, 1402 nt
Organism: Volvox carteri f. nagariensis
Lineage: Eukaryota; Viridiplantae; Chlorophyta; Chlorophyceae; Chlamydomonadales; Volvocaceae
Gene: cbk1
Product: beta-carotene ketolase
Exons: 5
Coding region: 109-1254 (381 amino acids)
Biological process (GO): lipid metabolic process
Cellular component (GO): membrane
Molecular function (GO): oxidoreductase activity, acting on paired donors, with oxidation of a pair of donors resulting in the reduction of molecular oxygen to two molecules of water
Source: RefSeq, a predicted model, not a curated record
GAUCAGCGACAAUGUGUCAGUUGAUGUCGUACGCGGCGUAAGACAUGCGUCAAAGUUAGCGGGCCAGUCCAAGGACUACGUUGGUUGCAGAUUAUAUGAGGAAGCCACAUGUCUUACCUGCAAACUACAAGAUGCAGGAAGGUUUGCCCUCUGGUUGAAAGUACAGCCUACCAUACUGCUGCAGUUUACUCGAACUGCAAACGUUCCUGCAUUUUAGAACUCACUAUGGGGCUAAGUCCAGCAGUGUUGCAGAACGAUGUCAUAAAGGUGUGGGAGAAGCAGUAUCAUUUGCCUCAAGAGGUCGACGGCGAUUCUCGAACCCACAAAAACCUAGUUCACCUUUACCGGCCUCCAAGCUCAGAUUCGCCAGGCAUUCUGGUAGCCUGCGCCGUGAUUGGCUGCUGGGCUUCGCUUUUCAUCCAUGCGUUGUGGUUUAUCAAGCUUCCGUGGGCAAGCGAGCAGCCUAGCUCGUGGCUGCAUAUUAUAGCGGUGUUUUUCUCGUUAGAGUUCCUCUAUACGGGGCUCUUUAUCACGACCCAUGACGCAAUGCACGGGACCAUCGCGCUACGCAAUCGACGCCUCAAUGACUUCCUGGGCUGGCUGGCCAUCAGCUUGUACGCAUGGUUUGACUACUCCAUCCUGCACCGCAAGCACUGGGAGCACCACAACCACACGGGCGUUCCGUCGCUGGAUCCAGAUUUCCACCACGGCAACCCGAACAUGCUGCUGUGGUUCGGACAGUUUAUGUGGUCGUAUAUGACCGUGACUCAGUUCAUCAAGAUUGCUGCCUGGUCCAACGUGUUGCUGCUGCUGGGGACGCCCCUGGCCAACCAGCUGGUGUUCAUGACGGUGGCGCCGCUGCUGUCCGCAUUCCGCCUCUUCUACUACGGCACAUAUGUUCCACACCACCCGCCCAUGGGUCACUUGGGCCCUAUGCCCUGGCAGGUAUCCCGCUCCUCCACCGCCCCCGCACUGAUGUCCUUCCUCACCUGCUACCAUUUCGACAUGCACUGGGAGCACCACCGGUGGCCCUAUGCGCCCUGGUGGCAACUGCCUGUGUGCAGAGACCUGGUCAGGCGGGCCACCGCUGCAUCCUCUGCCCUGUACGGCGGCGCAGGCGUCACGACCAACCCGCGGGACAUUGCUCGGGAUAAGAAGCAUCCGCAUAAGACACAGCACAGAAGGGAGGGUCUGGACCCCCCGGGAGCACCGCCAGGGGCUGCGGCAGCAGCUGCCGUGGUCGCAGCGCGGUGAGAGGGGGCCCACAGAGUAACGCUGCAGGAUGUGCAGGGGGGAAGAGCGGUGACGGCGAUGUACAUGCUGCCCCGCAGGUGGGCAGGGGCUCUGUCCUGGGCUUCUGUGAGCAUUGCCCUGGAUGUGUGACUGUACAGCAUCGGGAUUU